This is a messenger RNA of Sphenostylis stenocarpa, 276 nucleotides long. The record is from the annotation of a GenBank genome assembly. Lineage: Eukaryota; Viridiplantae; Streptophyta; Magnoliopsida; Fabales; Fabaceae.
AUGGGUUUCAUCAUGGAAUUUGCGGAGAACUUGGUACUGAAGUUGAUGGAGGACCCGAAGGAAAGAGAUCGGAGGUUCAGGGAGCACGUUUAUAGAGUAAAGGACAGGUGCGAGAAGACGAAAGAGAUGUGGAGCUAUCCCAUGAGACCCUAUGGUUUCUGGACAUUCGAACGCCACAAUUCUCAGCUUGCAUGGGAUGCCCAAAUUAGCCAAGUUGCUGGUAGGAGGGAUCCUUACGAUGAUCUCCUCCAACAUUACUCUGCUCCACCUAAAUGA